ACAUGCUUUCGACUCGUUUCGGUAUGAUGUGCACAAAAUUUAUCCUAUAUAUGAUUAUACUUGCGAGCAAGACAAGUCAAGUAUUUCACCCUCUGGUCAACCCUUCUAAAUUUUAUGCUUGUUGAAUCUUAUAAAUUAUAUAUCUGAUCAUUAAGCCCAGGUCUCAAGCUCAACUCCUUCAGAACAAACUUGAGCUCUAACUUAGACAAGAAAAGCAACUUUUUUUUUUUUAAAUUUUUUGAUGGCAACUAAGAUGUUACUAUUGUUGAUACACAUCUAUAUCUUCUUCAUCAUUCUCAUCUCCCGAUCAGAAGCUGCAGAUUUUGAUGAAUUAUCAGCGACUGGUGGCGACAUUUCCUACUGGUGCAAAACUACUCCUCAUCCCGAACCAUGCAUGUAUUUUUUAGGCCAUGAUUCUCAUAAUAGGCCAAAAAAUCGAGCUCAUUUCCGGCAAAUGCUGUUCCAAGUGACUCUAGACCGUGCUCUGCAUGCGCGGAACUGCACGACGAGGCUUGGAAAUGAGUGUGGAAGCAAGAGAAAGAAGGCGGCAUGGGAUGAUUGCAACAGGCUCUUGGGUGACACUAUUUUUCAACUCAACAGAACUGUACAAGGCACUAGAAGAAACACAAGUAGAAAAGGCUGCUCAAGCUUUGACGCGCAGACUUGGCUUAGUGCUGCCCUAACAAAUCUUGAGACCUGUCGAUCAGGGUCGUUUGAGCUAAAUGUCACAAAAUUCAUAGCUCCAAUUACUACCAACAAUGUUUCAGAACUAAUUAGUGAUUGUUUGGCUGUUAAUCGAGCUUUCUUGUCUCAUAAAAAAUAUAUUGAAAACGACGAGGAUCCAGAGUUUCCUAGUUGGGUCAGGGAGGGUGACAGGAAGCUGUUGCAAUCUUCACCGUGGGCAUGGAGGGCGAAUGUAGUGGUAGCGAAAGACAGAUCAGGGCAAUUCACUUCAAUACAGGCCGCGAUAAAUUAUGCAGCCAAAGUGAGGAGAGGACAUGGGAGGUUUAUAAUAUAUGUGAAGCGAGGUGUUUAUUGGGAGAAUAUUGAGGUUGGCUAUAACUUAAACAACAUUAUGUUAGUCGGCGAUGGGAUGAGAUAUACUGUUAUUUCUGGCAGCCGGAGUGUUGCUCGAGGAUUCACAACCUACAGCUCUGCAACUGCAGGAAUUGAUGGAAUUGGAUUCAUAGCUCGUGGCAUAACAUUCCGCAACACAGCCGGUCCACAGAGUGCACAAGCAGUUGCACUUCGAUCCGCGUCUGAUUUCUCCGUCUUCUACUCGUGUGGAUUCGAAGGAUACCAGGACACACUCUUUGUCCACGCCCAGCGCCAAUUCUACAAAUAUUGUUACAUUUAUGGCACUGUCGACUUCAUUUUUGGUAACGCAGCUGUAGUUUUCCAGAACUGCCUUAUCUUCGUUCGACGGCCUUUACAUGGCCAGGUCAAUGUCAUCACAGCUCAAGGCCGCAUUGAUCCCAACCAAAACACUGGCAUUUCGAUCCAAUAUAGUGUGAUCAAAGCAGCCCCGGAUCUCAAACGUGUAGCGCGACACUUCAGAACCUACUUGGGGCGGCCUUGGCAACAAUUUUCGAGAACAGUGUUACUAAAGACCUACAUUGAUAGUUUAGUGAGUCCACAGGGUUGGUUGGCAUGGGAGAACACGAACUUUGCAUGGGAUACUUUGUAUUAUGGAGAGUAUAAAAAUUUUGGGCCUGGAUCUUCUACCAGAAACAGAGUGAAAUGGAAGGGGUAUCAUGUUAUUAGGAGUGCUAAUGAGGCCUCUAAGUUCACGGUGAACAAGCUUAUAGCAGGCAGGACAUGGUUAAGAGCCACCGGGGUGCCCUUUAGUUCUGGGCUUUGAUUUAUUAUUUCUUUUGAUUUAGCUUUAUCUUAAGUUAUAGUGUUGUUAUGUGUGGUGAUGAAUCUGGUGAUGUACUGGUGUGUUUGUGUUGAUCAAAGGAAGCAUGUAGUUGUUUAAUGCAUUAAUUUAUACAGUA
This is a messenger RNA of Daucus carota subsp. sativus, 1997 nucleotides long. RefSeq names its product probable pectinesterase/pectinesterase inhibitor 59. Gene Ontology annotation, biological process: cell wall modification. The record is from RefSeq and is a predicted model, not a curated record. Gene Ontology annotation, molecular function: pectinesterase activity; pectinesterase inhibitor activity. The transcript is spliced from 2 exons. Lineage: Eukaryota; Viridiplantae; Streptophyta; Magnoliopsida; Apiales; Apiaceae. Bases 242 to 1861 code for a protein of 539 amino acids.